Amborella trichopoda is the source of this 2659-nucleotide messenger RNA. Lineage: Eukaryota; Viridiplantae; Streptophyta; Magnoliopsida; Amborellales; Amborellaceae. The record is from RefSeq and is a predicted model, not a curated record.
UACUUUUCCUCUCUCUAACUGGUUUGUCUUUCUUGAAAUUGUUGGGGCCGUUUGAAGGAGCGAGAGCUUUAGAGUUUAGACUUUUGCUAGACUCGAAUUCAAUUUUUAGUCCCCUUGUUUUGGAGGUUUCUAUAUCUGUUGAAGUGAAUCCCCCCUCUCUCUCUCUAGAUUGGAUUUCCUUGAAUUAAACGUCCUCCUCCCCUCUCUCUCUCUAGAUUGGAUUUCCUUGAAUUAAACGUCCUCCUCCCCUCUCUCUCUCUAGAUUCAAUUUCCUUAAAUCAGUCUCCUUUUUCUCGCUCUUUCGAGAGGCUUCAGGAUAAAAGCUCUCUCUCUUUAGUCUCUGAAUGUUGCGGAGAUCUAGAGGGUUUCAUAAGACUCCGGUCUUUGUGAAUUGAUAUCCCAUUCUCUCUCUCUAACGAUUUACGGCAUUUGGGAAAGGUCUUUAAAGGUUUUACGAAGUCGAAGAUUCAGUUUCAGGCGGUCCCCAUUGUUGGUGGCCUCUUGUUUCUGUAAAACAGAUACAGAGGCCAGAACUAAAGUCAUUCUUGAACUGACACGUCAAGGAGCUAUUGCUUUAUAUGAUGACCAUAAAAUGACUACAUCCUAUAAGAGAAGGGAAGAUUAGUUUAAAUAUGGUUGUGGACUGGAAUAUCUUGUCCUUGGGUCCUGUUUCAAACUACUAUGAGUCAGGUGUAUUUGUUCUCGGAUGGCUUAUAACUGGUUCUUUUGGACUUUUAGCUCUUUUAUAUGCAUUUCUACGAUGGCAAAGAGAGUUAUCACUCAAAUGGAUGAAAGCUGCUGCUAGAGCCAAGAAGAAGGUGAGGAGAAAAUUGAAAGUCCCUUUGUCAAACCACAAAUGGAUUCAGGAGUUGGGUUAUCGUGGACAAGCACCCACAUGUUGUGUUUGUUUAAAGGAGGUCCCUCACAUUUCCUUUCACCUUUGCUCUUCUUGUGGGGUAGCAGCCCAUGUCUCUUGCUCCAAGGAUGUGGCAAAAGAUUGUAAGUGUGUUGCCCAAGCUGGGUCCUCUCAGUUGUUGCAUCAUUGGUCAGAGGGAUGGAUGGAAUUCGAAGACAAUUCAGAGCUAUCUACAAGCUGUUGUUACUGUGAUGAACCAUGUGGUGUCCCAUUCCUUGGUGCUUCUCCAACAUGGCAUUGCUUAUGGUGCCACCGAGCCAUACAUAUCCAAUGUCAUGCAAGCCUGUCGAAGGAAUCAGGAAAUAUAUGUGAUUUGGGUCCACUUAGUAGACUCAUUCUUUCUCCACUAUGUGUUAAGACAGUGAAUGAGGAAAGGAUUGGUGGUUGCGGGAUAUUGAGCUCCAUCACUCAAGAGAUUGCAUCAUCGGUGCAGGGCCAGAUUAGGAGGAGGCACAAGAGUAGAACCCACAACAAGUGUUCCUCUUUUUGUAGGGUUCGUGACAAUGCUUUGUUGGCAACUUCAGAUGCAAGUGCAGUCUUUGCGUAUGCAUUGAAUGGUCUUACAGGUACUCAAAAGUUGUGUAAUGGAAAAACCAAUGGACAAAAUGGGAAGAUACUUGAGAGUGCCGUCACUGAUUACAAGCAAAAUGAAUGUAACAUGGCUCAUGGUGGGGUUCAAAAGUACAUGCUGGUAGAUUUGCCGCAGGAUGCCCGACCAUUGUUGGUUUUUAUUAAUGUCAAGAGUGGGGCUCAGUACGGGCCUUUUCUUCGGAGGCAGUUGAACAUGCUAUUGAAUCCAGUACAGGUUUUUGAGAUUAAUUCAUUACAGGGCCCUGAGGUUGGUUUGGAAUUGUUUCGGGCUGUAAAGUAUUUCAGGGUUCUUGUUUGUGGUGGAGAUGGAACUGUAGCAUGGGUUCUUGAUGCCAUUGAGAAGCAGAAUUUUGAAUCUCCCCCACCUGUGGCUAUACUUCCACUAGGGACUGGGAAUGACUUGUCCAGAGUUUUAUCAUGGGGUGGAGGUUUUUCUGCAGUAGGGGGACAAGGUGGCUUAGGUAUGCUUCUGCAUCACGUUGACAAUGCAGCAGUAACUAUGGUUGAUCGCUGGAAAAUUACUACUAAAGAGACAUGUUCAAAGCUUAAUGAAAACAAGCAACAAGUGAAGUUUAUGACUAACUAUUUGGGGAUUGGUUGUGAUGCAAAGGUUGCACUUGACAUUCACUUGAUUCGAGAGGAAAAGCCUGAAAAGUUUUAUAACCAGUUUGUAAAUAAACUUCGAUAUGCUAAAGAAGGUGCCAAAGAUAUUGUGGAUAGAACUUGUGCAUAUUUACCCUGGCAAAUUCAGCUUGAAGUCGAUGGUGUUGGAAUUGACAUUCCAGAGGAUGCAGAAGGUGUUCUUGUGCUUAAUAUUGGGAGCUACAUGGGUGGAGUGGACCUUUGGCAAAAUGAUUAUGAGCAUGGCGAUGACUUUGAUAUGCAAUCCAUGCAUGAUAAGAUGCUCGAAGUUGUUUGUAUUUCCGGCACAUGGCAUCUUGGAAAACUUCAGGUAGGACUUUCCCAAGCUAGAAGGUUGGCGCAAGGGACAGUUAUAAGAAUACAUACAUCUGCCCCUUUCCCUGUUCAGAUUGAUGGGGAGCCAUGGAUCCAGCAACCUGGCUUUCUAGAGAUAUGUCAUCAUGGACAGGUUCACUUCUCUCUCUAUCUAUAGCAUGCGAACAAGAGAGAGAGAGAGAGAGAGAGAGAGAG